Messenger RNA from Coregonus clupeaformis (lake whitefish), 2059 nucleotides. Its product is annotated as regulating synaptic membrane exocytosis protein 1. The record is from RefSeq and is a predicted model, not a curated record. The transcript has 7 exons. Gene Ontology annotation, molecular function: small GTPase binding; transmembrane transporter binding. Gene Ontology annotation, cellular component: cytoskeleton of presynaptic active zone; presynaptic membrane. Bases 668 to 2059 code for a protein of 463 amino acids. NCBI's taxonomy places the organism in Eukaryota, Metazoa, Chordata, Actinopteri, Salmoniformes, Salmonidae. Gene Ontology annotation, biological process: positive regulation of synaptic transmission; calcium ion-regulated exocytosis of neurotransmitter; regulation of synaptic plasticity.
GACUCCUGAAACAUGUGAGGUUAGAAAAGGGGUUGUUUUUGCAUGUGGUGAGAGAGAGAGAGACCCAUUCUCAAAUUCGUAAAGGCGCGUGCACAACCAUAAGGAAGGAAGAUGCGAGCUCUAGGGGGCUGCAUUCCCAUUGACUGUUCCAUCUCCCUGUCAGUGGCAGCAACAUUAGCAGUGCCGAGGCGGUGGCAGCACUGAGAGAGAGAGAGAGCGAGAGAGAGAUAGGAACGCAACACACGGACUUUACCGUCGUCCAACUCCACCGAGCCCGUGUCCGGUGGCGCGAGGGGAUCACAGCUCAAGGCCAGUCCAUCCGGAGGGUCCCUCGGCUUGCUUGUGUCAACUCUUGGCGUGGAGAUGGGCUUCCCGUAAAACCGGCGGUGGUGGAGGGGAGAGGCGGGCCGGCGGGGGGUGGGGGGGAGCAGCGAGAGACGAGAGAGAGAGGAGGUGGAGGAAAAAAAGCCGAGGAGGACGAGAAACAAAAGCACAACCGUGGGUGCCUGCAACAACCAUGAGCAGAGGCGGCUUGCCCUAUUCACCAGAGCUGCUGCUCUACCCGUGGACUAUGUCGUGAGGUGUGGCUCGCAACGCUAAGCAGCAGGGAUUUCUGUCAGUCGAAACGACAGUAACACGCCAAGGAGGGGUGCUGCUGGAGGAAAAGAUGUCGUCCGCCUCGGUGGGGCCCCAGGGCGGCCCUCGCCCACCCACCGCGCCGCCGACCGUGCCCGAACUGCCGGACCUCAGCCAUCUCACCGAGGAGGAGAGGAAAAUUAUCAUGGCCGUGAUGGAUCGGCAGAAGGAGGAAGAGGAGAAAGAGGAAGCCGUGUUAAAGACGCUGCACCAGCAGUUUGAAAGUUAUAAGGAGCAGGUGCGUCGCAUCGGCGUGGAGACGCGGCGCCAGCAGCAGGGCCAGCACAAGGACGACGCCCCCACCUGCGGCAUCUGCCGCAAGACCAAGUUCGCCGAUGGCUGCGGACACCACUGCUCCUACUGCCAGACCAAAUUCUGUGCCCGCUGCGGCGGACGCGUCUCCCUGCGCUCCAACAACGAGGACAAAGUGUGUCUCAUAGUGAAGGACAGGGUAAUGUGGGUAUGCAACCUGUGCCGUAAGCAACAGGAGAUCCUCACCAAAUCGGGAGAAUGGUUUUCGGGGCCGGAGCCGAGGCAGAUGAGCCUGGAUGGCGGCCUGAACGCCCCGCCCACGGGGGGUGACGCCCAACGGGGGGACAGGAAGCUACUCCGCUCCAGGUCCCAGGCCCCGCCCUCUUCCAGCGGUAACGCAGGGGCGGCGCCCGACGGAACGCACCAGCCACCAACGGUAUUGGCCAAGGGAGCGUUGGACACCAUGCCGGCGUCACGCGCUCGGAGCGAACCACCACGAGACAAGAAAAGACCUGUGUCCCUCCAUGAGCAGAACGGUAAGCCUGGUGGUGUGGGUCGUGGUAGAGGAGGCCGGGGACCCCCAGGCAAGCUUCAAACCGUGGCUUCCCAGGAGGAGUUCUGCGGUCCCGGGGACAGAGACCGGCGGGACGGCCGGCACCUGGAGAAGGUCCGCUCCCAUGACUACCCCGACGGCGGCGACCAAGGGAAUCGUCCCGACCUCCGGAGACGCCCCCCGGAGGAGGAUGAGCUGGAACGCAAGCGGCGCCAGGAGGAGGAGUUCCAGACGCGUUACCGCAGCGACCCCAACCUGGCGCGCUACCCGGUCAAGCCGCAGAAGGAGGAGCAGGAGAUGCGCAUGCAUGCCAAGGUGUCAAAGGUCCGCCACGAGCGGCGCCACAGCAACAACGCCAUCAAUGAGGUGGGGCUGGAGGGCGGGGGAGGGAACAUGGGGGAUGUACCUGAGAAUCGUCUCCGGAGGGGCGGCGGUGGUGGUGGAGAACCGGACCGCAAGGCAUCCAUGGAGAACCACCGGGCCUACUCCAUGGACAGGACCAACCAGAACCACGGACCCCCUUCAACCAUCCGGUGUUGGCCCACGACCGGGCCCCCAUCCUGGUGCUCCUCACCCCCACCAAGGACCACCCCCUCCAGCAGGUUGGGACCCCCCUAA